AUGUCCAACAGGAAUCCCAUGGAGGAGUACAUGCGGCGCUUGCAAGCCGUGGCCAACUCUGGCCGUGGUGGUUUCCCUGGUGGCAAGCCCCCGCGUGGCUCCGGCGUUGCACUCACCGGAGCUGUUGCCCUCCUGGCCGGCGGCUGGUUCCUCAGCAACGCCCUCUUCAACGUUGAUGGUGGCCACAGAGCGAUCAAGUACAGGCGCAUAAAUGGUGUCAGCAAGGAGAUCUACUCCGAGGGAACACAUUUGAUGAUCCCGUGGUUUGAGACGCCAAUCACCUACGAUAUCCGAGCCAAGCCCCGCAAUGUCUCCUCGCUCACUGGAACAAAGGACCUGCAGAUGGUGAACAUCACCUGCCGUGUCCUGUCCAGACCAGACGUCAAGUCCCUGCCCCAGAUUUACCGAACCCUCGGUCAAGACUAUGACGAGCGUGUCCUUCCCUCCAUCGUCAACGAGGUGCUCAAGAGCGUGGUGGCCCAGUUCAAUGCGAGCCAGCUCAUCACACAGAGAGAAAUGGUCGCGAGGCUGGUGCGCGACAACCUGUCCAGGAGAGCGCAACGAUUUAACAUUCUGCUGGACGAUGUGUCAUUGACCCACCUCGCAUUCUCGCCCGAGUUCACAGCCGCCGUGGAGGCCAAACAGGUGGCACAGCAGGAUGCGCAGCGCGCGGCCUUUAUCGUGGACAAGGCUCGCCAGGAGAAGCAGGCAAUGGUGGUCAGGGCUCAGGGUGAGGCACGCUCUGCGGAGCUGAUCGGCGAGGCGAUCAAGAAGAACAAGGCCUACGUGGAGUUGAAGAAGCUGGAGAAUGCGAGGGCCAUCGCCCAAUUCAUGCAGGACAGCGGUGGAAAGAACCGGCUGCUCCUGGACGCGGAGGGACUGGGCCUCAACGUGUUUGAGAAGACUGACGCAGACAAGAAAUGA
Diaporthe amygdali is the source of this 924-nucleotide messenger RNA. Its product is annotated as prohibitin-2. The coding region runs from base 1 to 924 and encodes 307 amino acids. The transcript is spliced from 3 exons. Gene Ontology annotation, cellular component: membrane; mitochondrion. Gene Ontology annotation, biological process: mitochondrion organization. Lineage: Eukaryota; Fungi; Ascomycota; Sordariomycetes; Diaporthales; Diaporthaceae. The record is from RefSeq and is a predicted model, not a curated record.